AUGGCGCUAUCAUCUUCAUCAUCACCAUGUUCAUGCUUUUCACCUCCUACAACACUUCUUCCUCGUCCCCGCCUUUUCACUACUCAAUUCCACCGAAACAUCAAACCCUACAUCCAUUUCCGGCGAACAAUCACCGCCACCGCCACUGUAUCCACUACAUCUUCCACUCCGCCACUCCACCCUACCACCACCAGAGAAGGACUCGACGCCGCUAACAUCGCCGAAGAUGUCACUCAGUUGAUUGGGAAUACACCUAUGAUAUAUCUGAACAAAGUUACAGAAGGAUGCGUAGCAAACGUUGCUGCAAAACUUGAAUCCAUGUUGCCUUGCAGAAGUGUCAAGGAUAGAAUUGGCUAUAGCAUGUUAGCUGACGCCGAAGAGAAUGGAGCAAUUACACCGGGAAAGACUGUUUUAGUUGAACCAACAACUGGAAAUACCGGACUUGGCCUAGCUUUUGUUGCAGCAACUAAGGGCUAUAAACUGAUAGUCACAAUGCCUGCCUCCAUUAAUAUUGAGAGGAGAAUUCUUUUACGCACGUUUGGUGCAGAGGUUGUGUUGACUGAUGCAGAGAAGGGGCUGAAAGGGGCUAUUGACAAAGCUGAAGAAAUUGUCAAUGCCACUUCCAAUGCUUACAUGUUUCGACAGUUUGAUAAUAGUAAUAAUACAAAGAUCCACUUCGAAACUACAGGGCCGGAGAUAUGGGAGGAUACCAUGGGUACUGUUGAUGUAUUGGUUGCUUCUAUUGGAACUGGAGGUACUGUUACAGGCACAGGACGUUAUCUGAAAAUGAUGAACAAAAAUAUAAAGGUGGUUGGGGUGGAACCUGCAGACAGAAGUAUAAUCUCAGGAGACAAUCCAGAGUUUGUUGCAGGUUUCAUACCAAGCAUUUUGGAUGUCAAACUACUUGAUGAGGUUGUCAAGGUUACCAAUGUUGAAGCUAUUGAAAUGGCAAGGAGAUUAGCAUUGGAAGAAGGAUUACUGGUUGGGAUUUCUUCAGGAGCUGCAGCAGCAGCUGCCAUAACUUUAGCAAGACGGCCUGAAAAUUCUGGAAAACUUAUAGCGGUUAUUUUUCCUAGUUUUGGUGAGAGGUAUCUUACUACUGAACUCUUCAAUUCCAUCUAUGAAGAGGUUAAGAAAAUGUAA
This is a messenger RNA of Vicia faba (fava bean), 1143 nucleotides long. Lineage: Eukaryota; Viridiplantae; Streptophyta; Magnoliopsida; Fabales; Fabaceae. The record is from the annotation of a GenBank genome assembly.